Corythoichthys intestinalis (scribbled pipefish) is the source of this 3553-nucleotide messenger RNA. RefSeq lists its product as uncharacterized. The transcript has a single exon. Gene Ontology annotation, molecular function: catalytic activity. The record is from RefSeq and is a predicted model, not a curated record. The coding region runs from base 255 to 1634 and encodes 459 amino acids. Lineage: Eukaryota; Metazoa; Chordata; Actinopteri; Syngnathiformes; Syngnathidae.
AUAAAAUAGCUCUUAAUAAAUAUAUAAGAUGCGGAUUAUUAAACAUCAGGUCAAUCUCACCCAAAUCUCUGUUAGUUAAUGACUUAAUUGGGGAUUAUAAUAUUCAUAUUUUGGCCCUGACUGAAACUUGGCUUCAGCAGGAUGACUUUGUUAGACUUAAUGAAUCCACACCCCCAAGUCACGUGAAUUUUCACACAGCUAGAAGCACGGGCCGUGGAGGGAGGGUGGCAGUAAUAUCACACUCUUGUUUAGGUAUGAGCCCAAAAAGUAAAGCUAAUUACAUUUAUAACUCCUUUGAAAGUCUAGCACUAUCAAUUAUAGACGCUAACUGGAAGAACCAAAAACCAGUUCUUUUCAUAGUGGUUUACCGUCCCCCUGGUCCCUACUCACAGUUUUUGUUAGAUUUCUCUGACUUUUUAUCUAGUAUUUUGCUAAGCUGGGAUAGAAUUAUAAUUGUAGGGGAUUUUAAUAUACAUGUCGACGAUGAAGGUGACUCCCUUGGUAAGGCCUUUAAUGACCUACUAGAUGGGACUGGCUUCAUUCAAAAUGUAAAUAAACCAACUCAUAGUCACAAGCACACCCUGGACUUGAUUUUAACCUACGGUACGGAGAUUAGUGAUCUUAGUGUCCAUCCCCACAACCCCGUACUGUCUGAUCAUUUUCUAAUUACCUUUCAGUUUGUGCUUCAAGAUAAUCCGCCACUAGUGACUAGAACUCAGAUGAAAAGGACAUUAGGUGAUCACUCUGUUUCAGAGUAUAAACAGAUAAUUCAGCCUAUAUUUGCCUCCAUGUCAUCUAAUUAUGAAGGAGUGAUGUCCGGCCUUGCUGUUAAUGACGAGUUUGUUGAUCGUGUUCUGUUUACGUUUCGUACCACCCUCGAUGUCGUCGCUCCCUCCAAAUUAAAGUUUGUCAAGCCGAGACGAGCCUCUCCCUGGUAUAAUGCUGAAACACGCUCUCUUAAACAAUCGACACGUAAAUUAGAAAGACUUUGGCGCCGUUCCAACACAGAGCACACCCUCUCUGCCUGGAAACACAGCUUAGUGACAUAUAAGCAGGCCUUGCGUACGGCUAAAACCAGAUAUUACUCAUCCUUAAUAGAGGAAAACAAAAAUAAUCCUAGGUUUCUGUUCAGCACUGUAGCAAGGCUGACAAACAGUCACACCUCAAUAGAACCUUAUAUCCCAACCACCCUUAGCUGUGAUGACUUCCUAAAAAUUUUUAACAAUAAAAUCGCAACUAUUAGAAAUAAAAUAAAUGAAUCACUUCCAAUUAUUAGGUCUGAUAAAGUGCAGACAAAGAAUUCGGAAUCUCCUAUAAACCCCUCUAAAAUAUUAAAUAACUUUACCACUGUAGACCAAAUUGAUGUGACUUCAAUUAUAAUGUCUUCCAAACCAUCAAUGUGCCUCCUUGACCCAAUCCCAACCAAACUUUUUAAAGAGACCCUGCCUCUAACUAUUGACACUAUCUUAAAUAUAAUAAAUACCUCAUUAGUUACUGGCUACGUGCCGCAGUCCUUUAAAUAUGCAGUUAUUAAACCGCUCUUGAAAAAACCUACUCUUGAUCCUGAUAUUUUGGCCAAUUAUGACCUAUUUCUAACUUACCAUUCCUCUCCAAAGUCCUUGAAAGAGUGGUAAUUAAACAGCUCUGUCAGCACCUACAGGACAAUAGUUUAUUUGAACAGUUCCAGUCUGGCUUUCGAGCUCAUCAUAGCACUGAAACCGCAUUAGUUAAAGUAACUAAUGACUUGUUACUUGCCGCUGACGUUGGAUUAGUCUCGAUCCUGGUUCUGCUGGACCUGAGCGCAGCCUUUGACACAAUCGACCAUAAUAUCUUAUUGCAGAGAUUAGAAUGUGACAUAGGCAUUAGAGGAGCAGCCCUCUGCUGGUUUAAAUCAUAUUUAUCUAAUAGGUACCAGUUUGUCAAUGUAAACCAGCAAUCAUCAUCGUACUCUAGAGUUAGUUAUGGUGUGCCGCAAGGAUCUGUCCUCGGGCCCAUCUUGUUUACGCUGUAUAUGCUUCCUCUAGGUAAUAUCAUCAGAAAACAUAGCAUUAACUUUCAUUGUUACGCUGACGACAUACAACUGUAUUUAUCAAUUAAACCUGAGCAGGUCAGGCAAGUAGAAAAACUAAGCGCCUGCGUCCGAGAUAUAAAUACCUGGAUGAGCACUAACUAUCUUCUACUUAACCCUGAAAAGACAGAAGUCCUUAUAAUAGGCCCGAAAAGUGUUAGAGACUCUUUAUCUGCCCAGAUAGUCACUCUGGACAAUGUAAGUGUAGCCUCCAGCGCCACAGUUAAAAACCUAGGAAUUUUAUUUGACCCUGACUUAUCGUUUAAAGCACACAUUAAACAAACCUGUAGAACGGCUUUCUUUCACCUGCGCAACAUCGCCAAAAUUAGAAAUAUUUUAUCUAAAAGCGAUGCAGAAAAAUUAAUUCACGCGUUUGUUACAUCGAGAUUGGAUUACUGUAACUCCCUACUUGCAGCUUGUCCUAAAAGCUCUCUAAAAGGUCUUUAGCUAGUCCAAAACGCAGCAGCAAGACUUUUAACAGGAACCAAUAGAAGAGAGCACAUCACCCCUGUGCUCCAGGCACUUCACUGGCUUCCAGUCGAGUUUAGAAUUAAAUUUAAAAUACUCCUUCUUACAUUUAAGACCAUUAAUGGGUUGGGGCCAUCUUAUCUCACCGAUGCUCUGGUUCCAUACCGCCCCAACAGAACACUCCGAUCUCAGAAUGCAGGUCUACUGGUAGUUCCCAGGGUUCAUAAAAGUACUGUCGGAGCUAGAGCCUUUAGCCACCAAGCCCCUGUUUUAUGGAAUCAGCUUCCAGCUAGUAUUAAAGAAGCCGAGACAGUCUGCACAUUUAAGAUUAGAUUAAAAACGUUCCUAUUCGACAAAGCUUAUGGUUAGGCUAGUUGAAGUCAGAAUAGACUCACAGCUUAGUUUAAGCUGCACUAGAAGCUAUAAUGCUGGGGGGCAGUACAGCCGCUGAGUUCCAUCUCCUUUUCUUACUCUACCUACCACUUGUCUUACUUUAUUUCUAUUUUCCAAUGUUAAUAUCUAGUUGUCUAGUCUCUUCAUCACUAGUCACCCGGUGUCCCCUUUCCCCCCUCCCCUCUGGGGAGGGGCUAUUUUUCAGCUGCAGCCUCCUGACUGUCCGGACCCCUGGCUGGAUAGACGUCCUCGCUGCUACCCCCGUCUCAUCUAACUAGAGGGACCUCUUCUUGCUCCUUUACUCCACUGUAUUUUUACGGACUAUAAUUUCGCUUGCUAAUUCCCAUUAGCCGUUCUGGGGUUCCUGUCUAUCCGUCCUGGGAGUGGAUCUCUCCUGACUGUGGUACUCCCCAAGGUUUCUCAUUUUUCUCCCAAUUGACUCUGGAGUUUUUGGAGUUUUUCCUUGCCGGCAUGGAGGGUCUUAAGGAUAGGGGAUACCCAGGACUUGAACUGUAUCUAUUCAUCUUUGUUGCUUCAUUUCUAAUUGUGUAUCAUAUUGCCUCUGUAAAGUCCUUUGAGACCUCUGUUGUGAUUGAGGGCUAUACAAAUAAAAUUGAACUGAAU